Ogataea parapolymorpha DL-1 is the source of this 1071-nucleotide messenger RNA. Its product is annotated as 2-dehydropantoate 2-reductase (Ketopantoate reductase) (KPA reductase) (KPR). Gene Ontology annotation, molecular function: NADP binding; 2-dehydropantoate 2-reductase activity. The transcript has a single exon. NCBI's taxonomy places the organism in Eukaryota, Fungi, Ascomycota, Pichiomycetes, Pichiales, Pichiaceae. The coding region runs from base 1 to 1071 and encodes 356 amino acids. Gene Ontology annotation, cellular component: cytoplasm; mitochondrion. The record is from RefSeq and is a predicted model, not a curated record.
AUGACAAGAAACGCGUUUUUGUUAGGCUCGGACUUGAAUUUUAAGUUCUUAGCAGCCCAAGCAAAGCAAACGUUGAAUCCGCAGGCAUUUAAUGUUCAGCUGCUUUUCAACAAUUCACGGCUGUUCAGGCGAUUUACCGAGGCAGGAUCUACAAUAAAGUAUAUUAACAAAAUGACUCCAGGUAAUCCUGUAGCCAAAGAACUUCAAUUCAAGGCAUUUGAAAAUCUUCCCGACACAACUGGUUUGAAUAUUGACGAUUUGAUAGUAUGCAUGAACACGCUAAAACUAGAAGAACAGAUUCUUCCGUACGCCAGCAGGAUCUCUAAGGAUACGAAUUUAUUAUUUGUGAAUCCACCAUUGGGAGCAAUACAGGCAGCUUUGGAUCAUUUGUGGCCUCGUAGCUCUGAUACCAGGCCAAACGUGUUUCAAGCUGUCACCACGCACGUUUUGUCCAGCUCGUCAAAUUUUGAUGUGAAUCAUAUAAAAGCAGGAAAAUUACUGAUCUCCGCAUAUCCAUCCAAGCAAAGUUUUGAAAGCUUUGCCAGCUCACAGUCUACCUUCUUUCCUGCCGACACAGUUGUCCCUUCUGUAGUGAAAGGGUUAUUGGAUAAUCGCAUACUCCAAGCAACGUAUUGCCCUUUAAAGGACGUUUACCAGGUACAGGUUGAAACAACAGUCGCAGAUUGUUGUCUAAAUGCAUUGGGCCGGCUCCUGAAUUUUGAUCUAGGCUCGCUGGGCUACACAGAGUCGGUUGAGCGUAUCGUUUCCGACAUUGUCGAUGAAUGCAUACAAGUUUUACAAUCCACAAGCCAUUAUCGUGUAUUGCAUCGAUACGACCCGUCAAUGACGCGGCUGCUCAAAAAGGAACGGUUAAUGGUGCUCAUCAAGGAGCUGGUUGAACAGCACGGCUUCAAUCACCAGCAGUCAAUUCCUGGUUAUGCAACCAGCUAUAUUGUCAACUCAGCUAAGCAACAGCGCCAAGCAACCCCCGUCAAUAGCAUGUUGAAUAAUCUGCUCGUAUCCAAGCGCGAACUGGAACACCGAGAAAGUGAGCUACCAUUUGUCAAAUAA